This is a messenger RNA of Dendronephthya gigantea, 2296 nucleotides long. RefSeq lists its product as uncharacterized. Lineage: Eukaryota; Metazoa; Cnidaria; Anthozoa; Malacalcyonacea; Nephtheidae. The record is from RefSeq and is a predicted model, not a curated record. The coding region runs from base 1012 to 2247 and encodes 411 amino acids. The transcript has 4 exons.
CGUUGUCACGUCUUCGUUCUCAACGCGUUGCGUUCAUGAAAGAUAUGAGAUUAUUAAAGAAAUAUUUCAAGAAGAAUGAGAGCUCGUUCAUGGAGGCAGCCCGGGCGCAUCUAACAUUGUUGUCGCGACACAAGGAAAUUAUCGAAGGAUUGGAAAAAGAUGUCAAUGUUUUGACUGAAGGAUUUCUACAAAGCAUAGAGACAAUGCAGGAAAACUUCACAGCAUUCAGCGUUAAAAUUUUUGAGAAACAUCACGAAAUAAUGGCAAAUCUUAACCGGGUUGAAAACGCCGCUGAUAAAAUCUUAAAACAAUUAGAAUUGAUUGAAGAAUAUGGUUAUGCGAUUACCAUAAAAAAUGGAUUUUCCUGGUUAACAGCGACUGUCUGGAUUUAUCGCAAGAUUAUAAGUGUUGCUGUUUCGUCGUCUCUAAUUAUCUACGGCUUGGUGCACUUUCGACGCAAAAUAUUGACGUGGCUAAAGUUCGUGUUAAUGGUAUCAACAAUCGUAGGAAUUAUAAUAGAAUAUAAACACGUCAGUCUUGUGUUAGCCACUUGGUUUUUUACUUUAUCUGCAGGUUAGGUUUUAAGAUUUUUUUUCAUAAUUUACAAAUACAAUAAGCUGAGAUGAUUCAUGUCCGGUGGAUACUUCAAAAAAGGAAUUUCUAAGCCGUCUUGGGUUUCUUCUUAACUACUUGAAAACGUUAUUUCAAACAUGGUGGUCGAAUGAAGUUGGAAUUCUGCAUAAGCCUUGAAGAUUUGCAGGCGAAUUACAUGAGAAUUUUUGAGAUAUCAAACUGCUCCUUACUAACUGUUUUGGCAAUUUCUUUUCAGAACUAUUUAUCUGGUUUUUCAAUUGGUUCAUAAACCGAAGAACACAGACAGAAGAUUUACGCAUCACUGAAAAUGAUUCUGACGCGAGUUCAGUAUUGAAUACAAACCCAAGGGACACAAGAGGACGGAGCGGUACCUCGGAUGAUACCAUAGGAAAUGACGACGUGCAUGAAAGCACAAGAAUGAGUGUCAUAGCUGGGUUGCCUACUGUAUCAUUAAGUGGGGUAACAGCGGUCACGUCGAUACAAAGCGGUACAUCUGGGAAUACAGCUAGUACUCCAUCCCCUUCCUUAUAUUUUGGUGACCAAUAUCUACACACCGCAAUAAGAGAUAGUGGUAGUUCUUUAGUAGAACAGGAAGGAACAAGUGGAGAUAAUAAAAUACCAAUGACAAGGGGUAACAUGGAACACGAUAGUACAAGUGACGUCUUUUGGGAUGAUAAGAUACAAAAUUUCGGGAGGAGUGGAAUAGAAGGAAGAACUGCAGAGGUCAAACUAGGAGGACAUCGUGAUAUACAAACUCGUAGUAUGGGUAAUGAUAGGGAUGUUGAGGACAGGAAUUAUGGGAGUAAAAGUGUACAAACGACUACAGUAUGCGACGGUGAGGGGCAAUCAAGACCGAGUAAUGACAUGGCAAUACAAACCAGUACACAAAGUGAUAGCGAAGUACAGACAGGACCAAGCGAUGAUAUAUUUGUACAAAAGAGUAAAACGGGUGAUAGAACUGUUCAAACCGAUGCAAAAGCGACUGGGGAACGAACGGAAACAAGGGACGACAAUAAGAUUCACACAGUUACACCUAAUGAUAGGAUUGUUAGGACAAGUUCUGAGGGUGGUAACGAGGUACAGACAGAUUUACAGAAUGAUAUUGGGGUGCAAACGAGUACAAGUUGUGAUAGAGAAGUACAAACAGGUCAACACAGUGCUCUUAGAGCAAAGACAGAAAGUAGUUAUUCCCAAACUGAUACCGAAGUGCAGACGAGAACAAGAAGUGACAGUUCUGUACAAACUGGUACAAACAAUGAUCAAAGAUAUGGGAUAACAUAUGAUAAUAGGGUACCUCAUUCAGGAAUGCAAAAUGAACCGAUAGGGAGUCAGUCAAGACAGAAUAGGACAAUUGUGAACAUUGGAGAUGAUUUUGGCAACUCUGGAAGACGAAGUAGACCAUCGAGUCCUUUUUUACCGAUUACAGAUCUUGCAUUGACAGACACAGAUGGACUGAGGAGAGUAUCUCAGGACAUUUUAGGCAAUGCAGGAUCAUUAGGCGAUUUUGACUCUAUUCAAGUUGGUUUACAGAUAAACAGAAAUGGAAGUGGAAGGCAGAGAAGAGAAUGCGGGUUAGUGACAUUACAGGGUACUCCCUGCCGACGUCGUGUGAGAUCAGGGCGAUGUUAUAUUCAUAGAUAUUCAUCACGAUAAAAUUUCUUGUGUAAUACAAACAUUGCUGGUUUACUUUUUAAAUUAAUAU